Molecule: messenger RNA, 4234 nt
Organism: Engraulis encrasicolus (European anchovy)
Lineage: Eukaryota; Metazoa; Chordata; Actinopteri; Clupeiformes; Engraulidae
Product: DNA (cytosine-5)-methyltransferase 3A-like
Exons: 23
Coding region: 254-3214 (986 amino acids)
Biological process (GO): negative regulation of DNA-templated transcription
Cellular component (GO): nucleus; cytoplasm
Molecular function (GO): methyltransferase activity
Source: RefSeq, a predicted model, not a curated record
GGCGCACGAGACACCGGAGCGGGCCAGGCCGGCAAGGGAGGAGGUGGACCGGGAGAGACGCGAGGGGAAGACAGGGCAGCGCGAGACCACCGGAGGGUACAGGCCUGGGGCUGGCGAAACGGGGAAAGGGAAGAUCGGAAGGUUUGAAGGCGGAAGAAGAUCCGAUCUUCCAAAUAUCAUUUCAGCUGCUUUUCUUUGUCAACUUCAUUUGAACCACAAACGAAAAAAAUACGCGUCUACAUUUCAACUGACAAUGCCAUCCAACGCAGCGGCUGCCAAUCCUGCAUUCAAAACUUCCGACUUGGACUGUGACGCAGCAGCGAAGAAAACGAGUGGCCGUCGGACUGAGCAGGAAGUCAAGGAGAGCUCAGAGGAAGUGAGUUCCAGCAGCGCUCUGUCACGGCGAGUGGGGCGUCCCGCCAGGAAACGCAAGGCCGCAUCGGUGAACAGCUGCGACUCGGCGAAGGAGAAGGAGGGGAAGGAGGCGGAGGUGAAUGGCGAGGCGGAGAACGGGAUUUCCCAGAGUGCAUUGCAGCAGCAACAGAAGCAGCAGGAGCAGGAACAGAAGGAGGCGCAAAAACAACAACAACAACAACAACGACAGAAGGAGGUGAGGAAGCCAAAGGAGAAACGCAGUAGCCCCAAAGCCUCUUCCCGAGCCCUGCAGAACGGCAGCGCCAGCGCCCCCGACAGGAAGGAGAAGGAGCAGCAGGAGGAGCAGAAGGAGGUGCAAGAGGAGGAGGAGCAGGAGGAGUCCACCACCCGCAAGAGACGCGGACGCCGGAAACCACAGCAUCCCGAAAAACACGUGAAAGAGGAAGAGGAGAAGAACUGUGAAGAGCACAGGACCGAGGUAAGGACCCCAGCACACACACGACAUGGCUGCCCACAGGAGGAGGAGGAGGAGGAGGAGGAGGAGGUGCGUGGCGGCCGCGGAGGUCUGCGCAGGAGGCCGGUGCCCAGAGUCACCUUUCAGGCAGGAGAACCCUUCUACAUCAGCAGGAGAGAGAGGGAGGAGCUGGCCAAGUGGAAGAUGGAGGCGGAGAAGAAGGCCCAGCAGGCUCAGGCGAUGAGCACCAUGAAGGACCAAUCAGAAGCCGCGCCUCAGAAGAAGAAGGAGGAGUCAGCCACGCCAUUUCCAGCCAUGAACCCGCCCCCUCAGAACACGCCUGCACAGAACCCUCCAGUGCAGAAUCCACCGCCACCGCCGCCCGUGCAGCAGAACACUGACCCCGCCUCCCCCACCGUCGCCACGACGCCCGAGCCCGCCCCCAUUGCACCCAGCAGCACCAAGAGCUUGGCCAAGCGCAUGGAGCCGGAUCCAGAAUAUGAGGACAGCCUGGGGUUCGGCAUCGGGGAGCUGGUGUGGGGGAAGCUGCGGGGCUUCUCGUGGUGGCCCGGCCGCAUCGUCUCCUGGUGGAUGGCGGGCCGCAGCCGCGCCGCAGACGGCACGCGCUGGGUCAUGUGGUUCGGCGACGGCAAGUUCUCAGUGGUGGUUGUGGAGAAGCUGCUUCCUCUGAGUUCUUUCUCCACAGCUUUCCAUCAGCCCACCUACAACAAGCAGCCCAUGUACAGGAAAGCUAUCUUUGAAGUGCUACAGGUGGCCAGCACGCGUUCAGGUAAACUGUUUCCUGGGCCGGUGUCGACUGAUGAGUCGGACUCGGCGAAGAACGUGGAGGCCAUGAACCGGCAGAUGAUCGAAUGGGCCAGCAACGGCUUCGAACCACUAGGAGCCAAGGGACUGGAGCCCCCCGAAGCGGAGCGUAACCCGUACACGGAGGUGGAUGUGGAUGUGUGGGCGGAGCCAGAAGCGGCCUCUUAUGCUCCGCCUCCUCCCAAGAAGCCCCGCAAGAACGCUGUGGAGAAGCCCAAGGUCAAAGAGGUCAUUGACGAGGGCACUAAAGAGCGACUCAUAUAUGAAGUUAGACAAAAGUGCCGAAACAUUGAAGAUAUCUGUAUCUCGUGUGGGAGUCUAAACGUGUCUCUGGAGCAUCCACUCUUCACUGGAGCCAUGUGCCAGGGCUGCAAGAACUGCUUCCUGGAGUGUGCCUACCAGUAUGAUGACGACGGCUACCAAUCCUACUGCACCAUCUGCUGUGGGGGGCGCGAGGUGCUCAUGUGCGGCAACAGCAACUGUUGCAGGUGUUUCUGUGUGGAGUGUGUGGACCUGCUGGUGGGUACGGGUGCGGCGGCGGCGGCCAUCAGGGAGGACCCCUGGAACUGCUACAUGUGCGGCGAGCGCAACGUCCACGGGCUGCUGCGGCGCCGCGACGACUGGACCAGCCGCCUGCAGCACUUCUUCGCCAAUAACCACGACCAGGAGUUUGAGCCGGCUAGGCUCUAUCCUCCAAUAGUAGCGGAGAAGAGGAAGCCCAUCCGUGUGCUGUCUCUAUUCGAUGGCAUUGCUACAGGCCUGCUGGUGCUGCGCGACCUGGGCAUCCAGGUGGAGCGCUACGUGGCGUCGGAGGUGUGCGAGGAUUCCAUCACGGUGGGCAUGGUGCGGCACGAGGGCAAGGUCAUGUACGUGGGAGACGUACGCAACAUCCUGCACAAACACAUUGACCAGUGGGGUCCGUUUGACCUUGUGAUUGGUGGGAGCCCGUGUAACGACCUCUCCAUAGUCAACCCGGCCAGAAAAGGCCUUUAUGAGGGGACAGGUCGUCUCUUCUUCGAGUUCUAUCGCCUGCUGCACGAGGCGCGGCCCAAGCCGGGCGACGACCGGCCCUUCUUCUGGCUCUUCGAGAACGUGGUGGCCAUGGGGGUCAGCGACAAGAGAGACAUCUCACGCUUCCUAGAGUGCAACCCAGUGAUGAUCGAUGCCAAGGAGGUCUCUGCCGCCCACCGAGCUCGAUAUUUCUGGGGCAACUUGCCUGGCAUGAACCGGCCUCUUGCAGCCAUGGUGAAUGACAAGCUGGACCUUCAGGACUGUCUGGAGCACGGGCGCACUGCCAAGUUCGACAAACUGAGAACCAUCACCACUCGGUCUAAUUCUAUCAAGCAGGGCAAGGACCAGCACUACCCAGUCUUCAUGAACGAGAAGGAGGAUAUCCUGUGGUGCACUGAGAUGGAACGGGUGUUUGGCUUCCCUGUGCACUACACGGAUGUGUCCAACAUGAGUCGUCUGGCCAGGCAGAGGCUUCUGGGAAGGUCCUGGAGCGUGCCCGUCAUCCGGCAUUUAUUUGCCCCGCUGAAGGACUACUACGCUUGCGUCUAGGCAACCGUCGCCUGGGCGACCAACCAACCAACCAACCACCCACCCAUCUUGCCUGACCCCGCCCAGCCGCACUGCGACCCCGCCCAUUUCCACUUAAUAGCAUCCCCUUCCUGAAGGACUACUACGCUUGCGUCUAGGCAACCAUCGCCUGGGCAACCAACCAAGCAACCAAGCAACCAACCACCCAUCUUGCCUGACCCCGCCCAGCCGCACUGCGAACCCGCCCAUUUCCACUUACGUAAUGGCAUCCCCUUCCUUGGAACAUCCUCAAGUCUCUUCUCAAAGGGAUGACCCCGCCCCCUCUUUUAAUCAACCCACCAAUCAGCAGGCAGCCUGAGAUCUGUCUCCACCCACUUCGCUCAUCUCUGCAGAGGUGCUAUCUAAGGACAACUUUAACCAAUCAACACAAAAAGAAAACACAACAACAAAAGACAAUGCCUGAUUUUUUAAAUGGAAGAAAAAAAAAAACAAUGCAGAUGUUUUCACAUCAUUUUAUUGUUUAUGGUUUUUGUCGUAUUUACCUUUUUUGGUUUUGUAUGAUGUUUUUUGUCUUCUUUUGAUGAUUUCUCCUGUUUGUUUGUUUGUUUGUUUGUUUGUUUGUUUUGGUGUAAACUGGUUUGCAUGUCUGAGCUGUACAAGACUUCCCGCUCCACAGCACUGACAAAGAGAUGCGAGAGAGAUACGUGUACUGUGAACUUAGUGGUGUGUGUGUGUGUGCGUGUGUGUGUGCGUGUGCAUGUGCGUGUGCGCGUGUGUGUGUGUGUGUGUGUGUGCGUGUGCGUGUGCGCGUGUGUGUGUGUGUGUGUGUGUGUGUGUGUGUGUGUGUGCGCGUGUGCGUGUGUGUGUGUGUGUGUGUGUUCUGGUGACGAGAACAGGUCUUCUGUAAUUAGGAGCACAAUCUGAAGGACAUACAGUAUUGGAGGGCGGAUCACAUUUCCUCCUGUCUACCCUCCUCUCUUUCUCACUCUCUUUCCACCUUUCUCUCCCUCUCUGCCUUUCUUUCUCCCCUUCUGUCCUCUC